UUCCAGUCUUUUCUUUCUAAAUUGCCAAAUAUUCAGUAGGGAAUGUAAGGCCAAUCUUUGUAUAUUUUUUAGUUUGCUAUAGCAUACGCAAACGCUAUACGGGAAAAUUUAAGUUUUUUUACCACUUUAAUACACAACUGAAUUAAUGGAUAGGCAGGGUGCUUACAGUAGCUCUUGGCCAAUAGCAGAAGAAUCAGAGGAUCAGCAACGGAUGAUGGUAUCCACACCGCAACUGUGCAACCACAGGAAAACGGUUGCCAGCCUGAAGGUAUUCACCAUGGUAAUGUUGCACUCGUGGCGCCAACGGCGAAAGGAGGUUCGUGAACUCCAAGAGAAGGUGCAUCGCCUUCAGGAUAACUCCAUGAAGACCAAAAAUCAACUGCACGUAUAUGGCACUUUGGUGCGAGUGGAGGAAAAGAGGAACAGGGAACUUCAAAUCAAGCUGAAGCAAUCAACGAUGAGCAUUGACCAAGUUAAGUCCUCCUGCGAAUCCCUCGUGAACUCCGUCCGUGACCUUACAACGGAGAAAAUUCGAUUACAAACCGAUUUGGACCAGCGCUCUCAGGAGUACGAUGAGCUGCAGAAGAUGUCUGACAAAACAAAACGACUGCUCUCCACCGCCUACAUGGAACAAUCCUACCUGCAAAAGCAACUGAUCUCGGAGCAGCGUAUCAGGCGGAAACUGCAGGAGGAAAAGGAGCAGCUCAUCCAGGAAGUGGUGCUGGCGGAGAGCAGAGAUGCCAAGUACCGCCAGGUGAGGGAAUGGUACCAGCAUAAACUGGAUGAAAAGAAGGAGUGCAUUCAUAUUCUGAGAAGGAGAAUGGUUUUGCUGGAGGAGAAACUGCGUGACAUCAAAGAUCGAACUGGAGAAUUGGAUCAAUUGCGUGAAAGCGCUCAACAAAUGUCAAACGAAAUCACAGAGUUGCGCCAGGAGAUCAACCAAUCUCGCACCAGCUUCUUCAGCGUCCUCGGGGAUUCCAGUAGUCGUCAAAGUCUCAAACGUCUCCAAGAACAUAUGAUUGCCUCUUUUCAAGGAAGCCAAACGUGGAUUAAACUUCGACGAUGUACCUUCAACGUGAUGUAUUUGUUCUGUUUGUAUCUGAUGCCCGGAAUGCCCGUCAAUCAUCAUCGAAAAUAAAGCAAGUUGACUUUCUAUAAAAAUAUACUCCGAAAAUUACCAAAUGAAUGGAA
Molecule: messenger RNA, 1191 nt
Organism: Drosophila teissieri
Lineage: Eukaryota; Metazoa; Arthropoda; Insecta; Diptera; Drosophilidae
Product: myosin heavy chain
Exons: 4
Coding region: 146-1138 (330 amino acids)
Source: RefSeq, a predicted model, not a curated record